Messenger RNA from Xenopus tropicalis (tropical clawed frog), 2674 nucleotides. It is a transcript of the gene trappc14, whose product is annotated as trafficking protein particle complex subunit 14. Gene Ontology annotation, biological process: cilium assembly. Lineage: Eukaryota; Metazoa; Chordata; Amphibia; Anura; Pipidae. Gene Ontology annotation, molecular function: alpha-tubulin binding. The record is from RefSeq and is a predicted model, not a curated record. The coding region runs from base 47 to 1783 and encodes 578 amino acids. The transcript has 11 exons.
UACUCCCGGCUCGGCGCUCCCUUGCUCUCCCCUGAGCGGUGCCAUUAUGGAGUCGCAGUGCGACUACUCGAUGAUCUUCCCGGCCUGCCCCCUCCUGCCCUCAGAUCUGCCGGUUCGGUACCGGGCAUUACCCCGGCGGAACCACCUGUACCUCGGGGAGACGCUGCGCUUCCUGCUGGUACUGCGGCUCCGGAGCGCCGGGGAGAGGCCCCAGGAAAGGGCGGGGACAGAGGCCUCUGCGGUGGGGGAGGCUUCUCAGGAAAGUCCGGGGUCUGAGGCCUUUUCGUGGGCCCCGCUGGCGGCUUCUCUUUCGGCCUUGGCCAGUGUGUGUCCCGGGGAGGAGGAAGCGGAGGAGGAGGAAGAGGAGAGUGAGGAGAGCCCGGCCGGGUACCGGGGGUGUAAGGCUAUUGUGAGCCAGCAACAGCCCCCGCCUGGGGCAGCGCCCUCUGGGACUCCUGUUACAGAUCCCGUGGUCUCCAGCGAUGAGGUUAUCUUCCCCCUGUCUGUCUCUUUAGAUCGUCUCCCACCUGGGACAGUCAAAGCCAAAAUAGUGGUGACAGUGUGGAAACGGGACACAGAACAAUCGCGGGUCAGAACCUUUGGAUAUCGGUCCUUGUUACAGAAUUCAGCCCCGGGCCAAAUCUUCCGAGAGGAACAAGGCACCUUUAAGGCUCAAGUGAGUACCCUCCUCACCGUGCUCCCACCUCCCACCCUCAGGUGCCGUCAGAUCAACGUGGCCGGGAAGCACUUCACUGCUGUAAAAGUGCUCAACACAUCUUCUCAGGAUGAACUCAGCAUCUGCGACGUGCGCAUCCUCCCUAACUUCAACGCCAAUUACCUGCCCGUCAUGCCCGACGGAUCCGUGCUCCUGGUGGACAACGUGUGUCACCAGUCGGGGGAUAUCACCAUGGCCUCCUUCCUGCGCCUGCACAGCGCCUCCUCCCAACUUCCCAGCAGGCUCGGCUCCCUGGAGGAGCACAACUUCCUGUUCCAGCUCCAGGCUGGUGAGCGCCCCCCCGAGGAUGCUAAGGAGGGUCUGGAGGUUCCCCUGGUGGCUAUCGUUCAUUGGUCGACUCCGAAACCCCUGACAUCUGGCAUUUACACCCAUUACAAGCUCCCGAGCAUCAGGCUGGAGAGGCCUCGCUUUGUGAUGACUGCCUGCUGUGACUCCCCCGUCCAGAUGCACAAACCUUUCCGGGUCACCUACACGCUGCUCAACGACCUGCAGGACUUCCUGGCCGUCAGGCUCGUAUGGACUCCCGACACCAACACAACUGGCAGGGGUACCUCAGAGGAGGACCGGCGCUUGACCAAAGCGGUUCAGGAAGCUGUGGUGUGUCACACUCCAAUCAACAGCCUGGGAUUUUGCCGUAAGGGCAGCUCGGUCACAGUGGGGGUCACGUUCAUGGCUCUCAGAGCUGGCCUGUUCGAGCUGAGCCAACACAUGAAGUUAAAGCUUCAGUUCACUGCCAGUGCCUCCCAGCCCCCCCCAGACGCCCGGCCCGUGUCCCGUCGGAGCAGCCCCAGCAGCCCAGCCCUCAGGGAUCUGGAGAGGCAGCAGCAGAGCGGGGUUCUGGGACGGUCCCAGUCCUUCUCUCACCAGCAGCCUACCCGCGGUCAGCUGAUUCGGACUGGCAGUGUAAUGGAGCGCCGUGCAAUAACGCCCCCGGUAGGUUCCCCCCUGGGCAGACCCCUCUAUCUGCCCCCAGAGAGAGCAGCGCUGUCAUUGGAUAAAAUUGCAAAACGCCAAUGCAAGGUACUAGUCGUGCACCCCGUUCAGUGACACCCAGCAUUCACCGGGGCGGAGACGAGCCAAUGGGAGACCGGACUGGAACAGAGAAUUUGGGGUACGGACUGGGGCACCUAGGACUGAGGAGGAGGAUGGGCCAGCAGUCGGGAUUCUUAUAUACUACUGAUGUAUACACCGGGGGAAUAAGAGAAAGGGAGGCGGGGCUGCUGUUAGCCCAACCCUUGGCCACUCCCCCUUUCUCUUACAAGCUAUUUUUUUCUUUCCUUUCCAUAAUAAUGUUUACAUUUUUUGACAUUUCAUUGGGUACGUAACCAAAAGAGGUUCAAGUAUUUUAAUUUAUAAGAAGAGAUGGAAAGGCCGAUGCUCAGGAUCACUCGGUGGGAGCUGCCAUACAUAGGAUAAUACCCGCCCACCAUACAUAGGAUAAUGCCCCUGAGUCAUUGGCCACUGUCCUGCUGUAAUAAUAGACAUAGGGGGGUAAGUAAAGGUAUUUAUGUCCGUGACCAAAGGAUACACCCCCCUAUUACAAUGACUACUGAAUAAUCCUUAUUAUGGAAAGUGGGGGGCCACGUCGCUCCUGUCGCACCGGGUCGAGUUACUGAUAUUAUAUAUAUAUAUAUAUUGGGCUGUAACUGGAAUAUCCUCGCCUGAAACUUGAAUUACUGCUGCACGUAUUGUACCAUUUGCCAAUAUCGGGGGGCAGAGGAGCCCCCCACCCCCCCGCACUUGACCACUCCACCUUUCCUGCCGAUACUUGAGCGCUUUCUGUGACCCACAAACCGCAGACACUGGGAGUUUUAUAAGUUUUUAUAUGUUGUUUCUUAUGUGUUGCCCUGUGUUACGGCCGCGCACUUUAUGUUUUAAUAAAUGUCUCUAAUUUAUUUUGAACAAAGGCAAAAAAAAAAUACAGAGGUUUAAAGGAAA